CUCUCUCUCUCUCUCCCUCUCUGUCUGGCGGAGCCGUGGACAGGAUUGGAGGCUAGUAGUGAGUGACUGCGGAGAGAGAGAGAGAGAGACUGAAGAGAAGAGAGGAGAGCAGAGCAAAAGAGAGAUCUAUAGUAGCAGUAUCUCUGCUGGAUACCUCUUCAAUAUUUCAAUCAGAAUUCUUCCUCAACCAGCUCGAGCCUCACACUUCCCACCGGACCCCCCAUCACCCAACCCUUACCAGGGGGACAUAUGAACAGCACAGAGGGUUUACCACCCCGGACCUCCACACAGGGAGCCAUGUGAUACCCCCUUGCGCUGCUGAAAUCCCCCCCAAAUCGGUGCUCUGAAUCGGGAUUGAAACCAAGGGUUGUAUUCCCCCUGCCUGAAACCCCCUCCUGAGUUUGUGGAUCUUCUCGAGCUGCAGGAGGAGGAAGAGAAGGGAGGGACUGCCAGGUCUCUGCAUACCCGGCUGUGAGACACUCUUCUCUGGGCAAGUGUGGGGUGUGUGCCCCCCUUGGGCUGGAGGCCAGCGCUCCAGCACCAUGGAUUACCUACCUGGGAUUGUACUGUUGCUGCUGUUCUGCGGGGCGGUGGUGCCAGGGCAGGGGGAGCCCAAGCACAGCGUCCCCAGGUUAAAGCUCUCCUACAGGGAGAUGGUAGAGUCCAGUAACCUCAUCACUUUCAACGGCCUCACCAACAGCUCCGGCUACGACACCUUCCUAUUGGACGAGGAGAGAGGAAGACUGUUGGUGGGUGCCGAGGACCAUGUCUUCUCCUUCGACUUGGUCAAUCUCAACAGAGAGCACAAACAGAUCGCAUGGCCAGCCACGCCCUCAAAGCGUGACGAGUGCAAGUGGGCGGGGAAAGACCUCGGGAAAGAAUGUUCCAACUUCAUCCGAGUGCUCCAGCCCUACAACUCCACCCACCUGUAUAUCUGUGGUACAGGGGCCUUCCACCCCAUCUGUGCCUACCUGGAGAUGGGCAAACGGGCAGAGGACAACAUCUUUCGACUGGAGAUGUCCCACUUCGAGAACGGCCGGGGGAAAAGCCCCUACGACCCCAAGAUGCUCUCUGCGUCCAUCAUGCUAGAUGGGGAGCUGUACUCUGGCACGUCGGCAGACUUCAUGGGAAGGGACUUUGCUAUCUUCCGUACCCUGGGGGAGCAUCAUCCUAUCAGGACUGAGCAACAUGACUCUAGAUGGCUCAAUGACCCCAGGUUUGUAGGUGUAAACCUGAUCCCAGAGAGUGACAACCCUGAGGAUGAUAAGAUCUUCCUCUUCUUCAAAGAGAACGCCAUGGACGGAGAACACACUGGCAAGGCCACUAUUGCCCGCAUAGGACAACUGUGUAAGAAUGACCUGGGAGGUCACAGGAGUCUGGUCAACAAGUGGACCACCUUCCUCAAGGCCAGACUGACCUGCUCAGUGCCAGGCCUCAACGGCAUCGACACACACUUCGACGAGCUGCAGGAUGUCUUUCUGAUGAGCUCCAAAGAUCCUAAGAACCCAGUGAUCUAUGCUGUCUUCACCACUUCUAGUAACAUAUUCAAAGGCUCAGCAGUGUGUAUGUACAACAUGGCAGACAUCCGGAGGGUCUUCCUGGGUCCCUAUGCCCACCGAGAUGGGCCCACCUACCAGUGGGUACCCUUCCAGGGGAGGGUGCCCUACCCCCGCCCUGGCACGUGCCCCAGUAAAACGUUUGGGGGCUUUGACUCCACCAAGGACCUCCCUGAUGAUGUGAUCACCUUUGCGCGGGGCCACCCGGCCAUGUUUAACCCUGUGCACCCCAUCGGGGGUCGUCCCAUCGUGGUGAGGACUGAUGUGGACUACCAGUUCUCCCAGCUAGUGGUGGACAAGGUGGAGGCCGAGGACGGACAGUACGACGUCAUGUUCAUUGGAACAGACCUGGGCACGGUCCUGAAGGUGGUUACCAUCCCAAGAGAGAGCUGGCAUGACCUGGAAGAGGUGGUCCUGGAGGAGAUGACCGUUUUCAGGGAGCCCACCCCCAUCACAGCAAUGGAGCUUUCCACCAAACAGCAACAGCUGUACCUGGGCUCGGCGCUAGGCGUUUCCCAGAUGCCUUUGCACCGCUGUGAGGUGUACGGGAAGGCUUGCGCUGAGUGCUGUCUGGCCCGUGACCCCUACUGUGCCUGGGAUGGAACAGAGUGCUCCCGUUACUUCCCUACCGCCAAGCGGAGAACGAGACGCCAGGACAUCAGGAAUGGAGAUCCCCUCUCCCAGUGCUCUGACCUGCAGCAUCAUGAUGAUGUGGACGGGCUGGGUCAUGUGGAGGACAGGAGUGUGUACGGAGUGGAGAACAGCAGCAUGUUCCUGGAGUGUAGUCCCAAGUCCCAGAGAGCCCUCAUCUACUGGCAGCUCCAAAGACCCAACGAGGACCGCAAACAUGAGAUCAAGUCGGAGGACAGGGUGAUCCGCACGGAGCAGGGCCUGCUCAUCCGUAUCCUCACCCAGGCCGACUCAGGCGUCUACACCUGCCACGCUGUGGAGCACGGCUUCAUCCAGCCCCUCCUCCGCCUCUCCCUCCAGGUCAUCCCCACACAGAGGCUGGGUGAGCUGCUGCCUGGUGGGCCUCAGGGUGGAGCUGGAGGGUCUGGUGGCGCAGGUAGUGGGUCUGGUGGUGCAGGUGGGCCUGCUGGUACAGGGCACUCGACAAAACACAAGCUGUGGUACAGGGAUUUCCUCUCCCUCCUCGACCACCCUGACCUGAACAGCGUGGAGGAGUUCUGCGAGCGUGUGUGGCGGAAGGAGCGCAAGCAGCGGCGUCUGAAAACCCCCACCAUCACCACCAAUGACCAAAGUCUGGCUAGGCCUGACGGCGGAGCUCCAAGCUCAGGCCUAAAGCCUAAAAGUAGUCCUCUUGGCGCAGGUGCACCCAAUGCCCAGAAGCAGCAGAGCGGGCAUCCUACGGUGCAGCAGCAGCAGAACAAAGAAGGGAGCCCCCGGAGCACGAACACCCAGAAGGUGCAACACCAUGCAGGUAUGCUGACCCAGGCACAGGCCCCUAAAAACAACAACCAGAAUGCCCAGAACUCUCAGGCUACGCCCAACACCCAGAGCCCCCAGAAGGGCCAAGGCGCCCUGGGGGGAACCCAGGUGCCUGGUAGUGGGGCCAGAGGUGGACCCCAGCACACGGCCAAGUGGAGGCGGAUGCAGGAGAAUAAGAAGGGGCGAAACAGGAGGACCCACGAGCAACAGAGACCCCCGCGGAGUGUCUGAGACACACACAGCAACACACACACUUACACACAUAUUGUACAUUAAAAUAUAGACUUGCUAUCCCAUAAAGAUAUACUGUAGGAACCCACAUAAUGCAAUACUCAUGGACAUAUGCUCAUUCACACAUAAUAUGUAGACAGAAAAAUACCGUCCCAAUGGAAUGCUCUAAAACAUACAUAUAAAGCACACACACACACACACACACACACACACACACACACACACACACACACUGCAAAUACCCUGUGAAGACUUGGAGAAGACUGGCGACUAACAAGACAUUGAAGACUGAGGCUAAACUGGAAUCGUAUGCGUACUGUACAUGCUAACCAUGCGGAUAUAGUGGCCCAGGGGGUACAAUUUGAGGAACUGUGUAGUCCAGGUCCGUGUUGCAAGGGGACCGAGUUAUCUGGCGGACACAUAGCCCUCCUGUACAGACGCUACUUCCUUAUAGGACUGGGAUGGGGUUAAAAAAACAUUCAUUUUAAGUGAGGAUGAUACAUGUUACAUAUUCAGAAAUUUCGGCAAGUUUGGACAAUGGCCCCUACAGGACAUUUCAGAAGACAUUUCAGAAGGGAUUAAGACUUUAAAGUUCAGUAGGGACGUCCAUUACUGGCCUUGUUGACAUGCGCAGAAGGAAGAGGAUUGUCCACUAUAUAGAGACUGGAAGAACUAUAAGGAUAAAGAAUAAUUUGUCCUGUUGAUUGCAAACUAGAACCGAAAUACAUCAAAAGAAGCACAGUCAUUUUCAGAGAGUGGACUGCAAUUCCCAUAAUACAGUUCGUCUGCUCAACUUUAUUCAAUUGAUUCGAUUCACAAUGACUCUCAUGAAUGAGCACUUUGGGCUUGUACAUAGAGCUUGACUGUCUUAUAGGUCAAACAGAUUAAAUGGGGCACAGUUAGCUGGUUAACAAUCCACAACGAUGCCCUGCAUAUUGUUUGUAGUUCAAUAACAGAAUUAUUCAAUAUAAAACGACAAAAUCCACAAUAGCCUGUGAUCUGUGCAGCAAAAUCAAGCUUCUCUUCCUCCCAAGGCUUGAAAAGCAUUGUGCAUGUCGUAGUCAAUCAAUGUUCAUGAUUUGAAUAAGCUAUUUCUUGCCAGUUACUCGCUAUGUAAGGUUUUUUUAUGUUAAAGGAGUCCUAUGAAAGAAAAAUAUAUUUUCUGUUUUAAUUUGAUAUUUACUUCUCUCUCUCCCUACAAAACACUGCACCCCUGUAGGGGUAAACAAUUAUGUAGUAGAAUUUUUGACCUGCCCCUUUAAGUUAUUUUUCUUUCUUUGCUUUCUCCUGGAGUUGCGUGUGAACUUCUAAUUCCAGUCAUAUGUUCGUGCUCAGUCUGGAAAACAGACUGCCUAUUGAUUCUGUACAUAUACAUACAACAACAAAACGAUUCUUUAUGUAUGUAAAUAUAUACAACCAGAACACCACUGAUUAUUUAUUUCUCAUUGUUUUGUGAAAGGGUUGCAUUUAUUUUUGAUAUUCUGGUAUUUUGGCUCAUCAAUAAUCAAGAAAAGAAACUGCGGCACGUUGAGAAACAAAGACAGAUCAAUGACGACGGACUUCCUCUGUCAAGGACUCCCUUUUUUCCCGGGGGGCGUGUUUUGGAAGUGAACCACGGGUUUGAGAGUGGGAGCAGGGGAUUGUUGUGUGUUUUACACUAUCCAGACUGAGAGUGGGAGCAGGGGAUUGUUGUGUGUUUUACACUAUCCAGACUGAGAGUGGGAGCAGGGGAUUGUUGUGUGUUUUACACUAUCCAGACUGAGAGUGGGAGCAGGGGAUUGUUGUGUGUUUUACACUAUCCAGACUGAGAGUGGGAGCAGGGGAUUGUUGUGUGUUUUACACUAUCCAGACUGAGAGUGGGAGCAGGGGAUUGUUGUGUGUUUUACACUAUCCAGACUGAGAGUGGGAGCAGGGGAUUGUUGUGUGUUUUACACUAUCCAGACUGAGAGUGGGAGCAGGGAUUGUUGUGUGUUUUACACUAUCCAGACUGAGAGUGGGAGCAGGGAUUGUUGUGUGUUUUACACUAUCCAGACUGAGAGUGGGAGCAGGGGAUUGUUGUGUGUUUUACACUAUCCAGACUGAGAGUGGGAGCAGGGAUUGUUGUGUGUUUUACACUAUCCAGACUGAGAGUGGGAGCAGGGGAUUGUUGUGUGUUUUACACUAUCCAGACUGAGAGUGGGAGCAGGGGAUUGUUGUGUGUUUUACACUAUCCAGACUGAGAGUGGGAGCAGGGGAUUGUUGUGUGUUUUACACUAUCCAGACUGAGAGUGGGAGCAGGGGAUUGUUGUGUGUUUUACACUAUCCAGACUGAGAGUGGGAGCAGGGGAUUGUUGUGUGUUUUACACUAUCCAGACUGAGAGCCUUCAGGAUGAUAAGCACAAGCUUCUCAAGCCCUCUUCUAUGUGUCUGUCUCUUCUGGUCUUUUCGUAAAUGGGGGAUUUUUCUACCUAGGAGUUUUCUUCGUUGGAGUUUGGAAUCCCAUCCACCUAUUUCAUUCGCUCAUCCCAAAUACUCAUUUUAUGUAAGAUAAUACUACCCAAAACCUGAUAAACAUUAGCUGUGAAUUUCUAUGUAAGAACUAGUAAGGAAAAGGUUCAACUCUAAACCUAGUCUGAGGACGCUGAGUUAAAGCUGCAUGUGAAUGCUACUUAAGUGCAUCUUUUCUAUUGUCUCUAGAUGUUUCCUGUGAGAGGUAAAAGUCCUGUAGGCAACAUGUGUAAGAGAGAUGUGAAUAUUCUUCCUUUUUGCCAAAACAAAGAUGCCAACAUGUACCAGGGGUGUAUUCACUAGGAACCAAACAGAAGCAAACGGGCCGAAACGGGGAGGGACUAACCUGAACUUGUCCAAUAACAAACGCACAUUUUUGUUGCAAAUCGUUUUCUGUAGCUAAACAUUUUGCUAUGGUGUCUGCUAAUGAAUACACCCCAGUGAUGUUACUCCAACCCCAAAACAUGUAUUAAGACCUUCAACUUUUCAUACAACAGUGUGUUUCCCCCUCAGUAUACAACAAGACUGAUGUGUCAAUGCAAUAAUGGACCGCAGAUAGCAAGGUUUCCUGGUGGUUUGUGGUAUGUUUCCGGUCUCUCACGGUGUGUAGGGUGGACGAGGAGAGAACAGAUACCCCUGCUGUAACAUGGCUCUUCCUGGCAUGCGUUCAGUUGUCUAAUUAAACAUUUCCUGUAAAACCUA
This is a messenger RNA of Salmo salar (Atlantic salmon), 6425 nucleotides long. Its product is annotated as semaphorin-3aa. Gene Ontology annotation, molecular function: chemorepellent activity; semaphorin receptor binding; neuropilin binding. The record is from RefSeq and is a predicted model, not a curated record. Gene Ontology annotation, biological process: semaphorin-plexin signaling pathway; positive regulation of cell migration; motor neuron axon guidance. Gene Ontology annotation, cellular component: plasma membrane; axon; glutamatergic synapse. Lineage: Eukaryota; Metazoa; Chordata; Actinopteri; Salmoniformes; Salmonidae.